This is a messenger RNA of Loxodonta africana (African savanna elephant), 5259 nucleotides long. RefSeq names its product DEAD-box helicase 19B (gene DDX19B). Gene Ontology annotation, molecular function: RNA helicase activity; ATP binding; RNA binding. The transcript is spliced from 12 exons. Gene Ontology annotation, biological process: poly(A)+ mRNA export from nucleus. The record is from RefSeq and is a predicted model, not a curated record. Bases 147 to 1586 code for a protein of 479 amino acids. Gene Ontology annotation, cellular component: nucleus; cytoplasmic stress granule. Lineage: Eukaryota; Metazoa; Chordata; Mammalia; Proboscidea; Elephantidae.
CGCCGCUUCCGGUCCUCAGCGCCUUAGCGAAUGAUUUCCCCUGCGACGGGGUCAGAGCCGGCUCGUCGCGACCCCAGGGACCCCACAAUCGCAUCGCGCCAGCCAGCGAGCCUAUCAUCUCUAGCUUCCCACUCACGCCCGGGACCAUGGCCACAGACUCGUGGGCCCUGGCGGUGGACGAGCAGGAAGCAGCGGCUGAGUCGUUGAGCAACUUGCAUCUUAAGGAAGAGAAAAUCAAACCAGAUGCCAAUGGUGCUGUUGUCAAGACCAAUGCUAAUGCAGAGAAGACAGAUGAAGAAGAAAAAGAGGACAGAGCUGCCCAGUCCUUACUCAACAAACUAAUCAGAAGCAACCUUGUUGAUAACACAAACCAGGUGGAAGUCCUGCAGCGGGAUCCAAAUUCUCCCCUUUACUCUGUGAAGUCUUUUGAAGAGCUCCGGCUGAAACCACAGCUUCUCCAGGGAGUCUAUGCCAUGGGCUUCAACCGUCCGUCCAAGAUACAAGAGAAUGCAUUGCCUUUGAUGCUUGCUGAACCCCCACAGAACUUGAUUGCCCAGUCUCAGUCGGGUACUGGUAAAACAGCUGCCUUUGUGUUGGCCAUGCUCAGCCAAGUAGAACCCACAAACAGACAUCCCCAGUGUUUGUGCCUCUCUCCGACAUACGAGCUUGCACUUCAAACGGGAAAAGUGAUUGAACAGAUGGGCAAAUUUUACCCUGAACUCAAGCUAGCUUAUGCUGUUCGAGGCAAUAAAUUGGAAAGAGGUCAGAAGAUCAGUGAGCAGAUUGUCAUUGGCACCCCUGGGACUGUCCUGGACUGGUGUUCCAAGCUCAAGUUCAUUGACCCCAAGAAGAUCAAGGUGUUUGUUCUAGAUGAGGCCGAUGUGAUGAUAGCUACUCAGGGCCACCAAGAUCAGAGCAUCCGCAUCCAAAGGAUGCUGCCCAGGAACUGUCAGAUGCUGCUUUUUUCUGCCACCUUUGAAGAUUCUGUGUGGAAGUUUGCCCAGAAAGUGGUCCCAGACCCAAAUAUUAUCAAAUUGAAGCGUGAGGAGGAGACAUUGGACACCAUCAAGCAGUAUUACGUCCUAUGCAAUAACAGAGAUGAGAAGUUCCAGGCCUUGUGCAACCUCUACGGGGCCAUCACCAUUGCUCAAGCCAUGAUCUUCUGCCAUACACGCAAGACAGCUAGUUGGCUGGCAGCAGAGCUCUCAAAAGAAGGCCACCAGGUGGCUCUGCUGAGUGGCGAAAUGAUGGUGGAGCAGAGAGCUGCAGUAAUUGAGCGCUUCAGAGAAGGCAAAGAGAAGGUUCUGGUGACCACCAAUGUGUGUGCCCGUGGUAUUGAUGUGGAACAAGUGUCUGUCGUCAUCAACUUUGACCUUCCCGUGGACAAGGAUGGGAACCCGGACAACGAGACCUACCUGCACCGGAUCGGGCGCACUGGCCGCUUUGGCAAGAGGGGCCUGGCCGUGAACAUGGUAGACAGCAAGCACAGCAUGAACAUCCUGAACAGGAUCCAGGAGCAUUUUAAUAAGAAGAUAGAAAGAUUGGACACAGAUGAUUUGGAUGAGAUUGAGAAAAUCGCCAACUGAGAAGCUCCACCCGGAAUGAUGCCAACCCUUGGGCUCGCCUGCUCGGGAGAUGAGUGCUUUCACGGCACAGGCCCACAGCCACCACAGAGAUGAAGGCGCGAUUAGAGAAAACUACCUACCUCAUUUUAAAUUACGUUUGGACUUGACAAAAAAUUGUGCAAAUGAUGGGGGAAGGUAGAAAAAAAUUGUUUACACAACUUUCCAAGAUUAGGCGUGAAUACACAGAAAUUUACCUUUUGGAAAUUCCGUCUUUUUUUUUUUUGCCAAUGUUUCCCCAUCAUUAUGCGAAUCUAGCUGCGGUGGCUAAUCACAGGCCCUAGGAUCCCUUGUGGCAGCCCGUGGCUGUUUUCUGGCUAGGAGUGUAUAGCCCAACCUCCAGCCCUUGUAGAAGUAACAGAAUAGGGGUGAAGAGGGGACAUGGAGAGCGAGGCCUCAAGUAGGACAGUGUAUAAGCCCAGCCAUGUGUUUGGAGUGUAGGGUGAGGCAGCAGAGGAGGCCUGUGAGCUACUGCUGUGGACUUGGAGUGAGACAGCUCAUCUGAAAUGUUGCCAGGCCCCUCUCUCCUGAUGCUCACAGCAAGAAGGGCUUUGAUAAACCUGGAUCAACAUGCCAACCUGGAACUUUUGUUGUAUGCAUGUGUGUGUUUCAGGACCACAACCUGCUGUCUUGUCAGCAGGUGUACUAUACAAACAGCACACGUGAGAUUAUUGGGUCCUUUGCUUGCACCUGAGCAAGUCUUAAGGAGAAGUCACCACGGAGCAUUAGUGAUGAUCCUAGCUUGCCACGAAACCUGGUCUCACAGGCACUUGCAGCAACUUUUUUACGUCCCUAACAUCACUGUUCUCUUACUAUCCCCAAGCAAAGAAAAGGUGAUCUGAGGUCUGGAUCCUCAGUGGAAAUUCUGGUCUCAAGUCUCUACUGGUCAGCCUCAAGGCAGCUGCCAAAGUGUUCAGCAGUAGUCACAAAUCCAUGCUGUCUCCAGAUCGCAGAAGGCUGUCUCCAGAUCUCAUUCAGAGCUGGGGAAUAAUUUUCAGAUGUCUGGCAUCUUAAUUAUGAAGGGAUUCUGAAUGUCUGUGGUCACAGUGCUUGGAAAACAAACGGGUACAAACUAAGGGACGAAGCGGACAACAGCCAUUCAUCUGUCAAGGCAAGAGUAAAUACCAAGGCCUGUGCUCCAUCCUUACUUAGCAUCUUUGUGCAGAAUAAAGCAAAUAAUAGUAAUUGACAUAUCCUCAUACCUCACCAAAGCUAUUGGUACCUACAGAGUGACAGCAUAGGCGAGAUGAAACAGAGUUGCAAGAGCAAUGUGAAAACCCCACCAGGAAGAGUCCUCUUCAGCUCUUUGACCUUGACACAGAAUGGCCACUUUAUCUAGGACCACACAGGGACUUUUUCUGUGCUGAGAACUAUUCUAGUCCUAGACCUUCCUUGUAAGCCUUUCAGUGUUUUAGGCCAGAUCUGUCUCCUGGAAGGGAAGGGGCCAAUGCCAGCUCCAGGUGGUUUUUUUAAUCCGACGUUACAGAUACUGCAGACAGACCCACAGACUACCAAUUCCACCACAUUCACCCAGUGGCUACUUGACUAGUAGAAUCUUCUCUAUUAGCCAGCUCUGACCCAUCUUGGGACUCAUAAGAAAUUUUAUGCUCCCCUGAAGUCCUGUGGACUAACCCUGACAUUACUGAAAACAAGGGCAAUAAAUAAAGAAGUAUAGACUCCUCACUAGGCUGCAGCUGACCAUACCCCAGCUUCUUCCCACAACAUGUAUAACCUGUCUUAUGUUGUAGCCGUAAACCUAAGAGGGAAAAUGGGAAAGGAUGUGCUUCAGACAGACUCUUUAUGAGUAGGAGUAAAUGGGUUAUGUGGUAGAAAUGUAGGUCAGCAGUUCUUAAUGUGGGAUCUUGGACCCCUAAGAAUUCAAUGGAUGGGUUUCAUGGACUCUAUGAAGUACAUCCAGUAUUUUGAGUUGAAAUACAUUUUCCUGAGGAGCGGCUUCCAAAGGAGUAUGUAUCAAAAAGGUGAGACCCGCUGUUGUGGAUGGCUCUGGAAUGUUGCCCUAGUGUCACUACAGUUCAUAUUUUUUCACCAUUCAUUCCUGCCAUUGCCUGUCUCUCAGGGCUCAGUGGUCCACAGGCCACCUCUGUGACCUUGUGCAGCCUAGAGACAUCACAUAAAAAUGUAUUGAGCCCUUGGGAAGCUCAGCUUCCCAGGGAAUUGUUCCUUUACUGGUUUUAGUAAGUUCCUAUGUAUGGAAUGAUAAACUGUAACCUAGAACAGAGAAACUGCCUUGGGAAAAAGAAAUUCUGGUUAAACAGAAACUUCUGGAUUGGUUCAUUAUCCAUAAACAAUGGAUUUUAUUGGUUUUUUGAGUGCCAUUCAUUGGUUGUAUGCUCAGAACUAAUCAGUAUUGGUUAUUCUUUAUUGAUGCUAAUUGAACUUAGUUAUGAAAUGUUCAUGUUUCUAAGGCAUCAUUAAUAAGGAAACAACAGCAUGUUUUUGGUUGCUGAUAAUAGUAGUCAUAAGUGAAGACUCAUGUGAUUCCAUAGGCUCGUUAACACCUGAUAAUUUUUUUCAGGGUUGACGUUGCUCCACCUUGAGCAACUGGAGCCCUGGUGGUGUAGUGGUUAAGAGCUGUGGCUGCUAACCAAAAGGUCGGCAGUUUGAAUCCACCAGCCACUCCUUGGAAACCCUAUGGGGCAAUUGUGCUCUGCCCUACAGGGUUGCUAUGAGUCAGAAUUGACUCAGUGGCAACAGGUUUGGAUUUUUUUUGGUUUAUUGUUCCAACUCAGGCAAUCAGAAUGUCUCCAUAGGCUCAGGGCUCUGUUCAAUUGCUAGAAGGCUCCUCACAUUCCUUUUUUUUUUUUAACCACUGGUAAACCAGAGGGUGUUGGCUGGCUAACAGGAAAAAGAAAGGUAGGUGCUAGUAAAUAUAAAAUAUUUACAUUCUGUUUUUCUAGUGCUAGGAAAGGAAUAUAAUUAAGACUUGGAAAUAGGUUUUCUCCUUUUGCUGCUUCCUUCUCUUGUUAUUUAACACAAAGGCUAUCCCAUACAAAGUUUCAUUGGGAUUCAGAGGGUAAAGGUUUAUGAGGUUAGAGAUAAUUUCAUGAGGGAGUGGAUUUUGCUUAUGACAGGUGUCUUAGUUAUCUACUGCUGCUAUAACAGAAAUACCACAAGUGGAGGGCUUUAACAGAUAAAUUUAUUUUCUCUGUUUAGGAGGCCAGAUGUCCAAAUUCAGGGCACUGACUCUAGGGGAAGGCUUUCUGUCUCUGUUAGUGCUGGAAUAAGGUCCUCUUUUGAGCUUCUGCUCCUGCGUGAUCUUCAUGUGGCUUGGCAUCUCUCUUAUCCCCCAUCUCUGCUUCCUGGCUUGCUUGUUUUAUUUCCUUUAUAUCUCACAAGAGAUUAACUCAAGACACUAAUCCUGCCUCAUUAAUAUAACUCAUUCCCUAAUGGUAUAACCACAGGCAUAGAGGUUAGGAUUUACAACACGUUUUGGGGGGGACAUAAUUCAAUCCAUAACAACAGGAAAGUGGGAUUCAAAGUGACAAGUAGAGGGCCCUAGGCAGGGGGAAAGGAAUAUUAAGCUCAAACCAAGUUCACCAGGAUAAAUGCAGGAGGUGUAGUGAGAAGAGCAGCCUAGACACAUUAGGUAAAAUAUGAGGAUUUGAUUGCUUGAAUG